Ostrinia furnacalis (Asian corn borer) is the source of this 1947-nucleotide messenger RNA. RefSeq lists its product as uncharacterized. The transcript has 8 exons. Bases 224 to 1477 code for a protein of 417 amino acids. Lineage: Eukaryota; Metazoa; Arthropoda; Insecta; Lepidoptera; Crambidae. The record is from RefSeq and is a predicted model, not a curated record.
UGUGGCGAGCACGCGUUCACUGCGCUUAAAAACUUCGCGACUUCAGAAGUUGUAAGCUCGGCAAUUCUGGCCACUUCGACCGCAGUUGGAAGAAGUUAAUUUCAAAAAUGGAAUGUUUCAGUGUUUGACAGUGACAAUGUUUUUCUUUUAUUAACCUAGGAGGGUUCCCUGCGGAGUUAGCAAUCUAAAGUUGCCAGAAGAGCUCGACGAUGACGCGCGCAGUAUGGAGGUGAAGAAACAUGACAAGCCCGGCAGCUUGUCGCCAGUGAGGCCGAAGAGGGACAGCGACGACAAGAGCUCUCGCUCCAGCAGCAAGUCGGAGAAGGAGCUCAAACUACCCCCAGAAAAGGAGCUCAAACUGCCCCCAGAGAAGUCGCCAAGUGAGGACGGGCGCCGGGAGCGACGCCUAUCACGUGCUAGCGAGAGCUCAAAGGACACUUUUGACAGACAAGACUCCAAAGUCAGUUCACUAACGAGUCCGAAAGUAUCACGCAAGUACUUCACAAACUGGCGGCAAGCAUGUGACAAGACGAAGGACAAGACGAAAGAGCUACUGAAGCGUUGGCGAACCCUCCCGGAGGCAGAAGCGGCAGAGGGGCAGAUGCAAGAGGCGGGCAACAGCGACGACAAGAAAAACCACGGCUGGAGCGUCCAUGUCUGGACAACAUGGGUGAACCGCUGCAGCGAAGACCUGGAAUGUCUAGACCUGGAGGAGGAGCAGCCGCUCGCUCAGCUCAGCUCGGUGCAGACGGACAAACUCACGCUGUUCUUCGCGGAGUUACUGGACCACGACCGCGAUGACGUCAUCUGCGAGGAGGACUUCGACCAGUUCUUCGAGAGGCUGUCCCACUUCGCGGACUGGUCGCCCAACUCGUCCGAGUUCCACAUCCUCCUCGAGGUCAAGCAAGAGUUCAUAGAGUACUUCAUAAAUCCGCUGCCCGCCAAGUGGGCGGAAUUACCCUACUACCGGCGCGUGUGUGGCCCCGAAGCGAGCGGGAUCAACAUCCCUGGAAGAACGACGCUUGAGGGAUGGCUGGCAAGAUGGGCCUUAUACCUGAGCGAAGCUAAGCGCUUCACAGACCUGCCUUUGUACCUGCAGUACCUUUGCAAGAUUUUAUUUCACGUUGUUGACAGAGAUGGCACGGGCGCGAUAACGAAGCCGGCGCUCGCUGCAUUCUACCGCUCCGUGAUCGGGCUCAGCGGGCCGAGGGUUGAUGAGAUCAUCGACACGGCUUACGACCGGAUGACCAGUAACGACUACCUUAUCCUGGACUACGGGACAUACGUCCACUGUUUCACCAACUGGCUGAUGGGGAAGAACCCCAACGGCCCCGGACAAUGGGUCCUCGUCCCCCCAAAGGACUCCCUCCCCCAACCCCCCUUUCCCGUCGACUACAGCGCCCUCAACACCGAGCCAGCGAAAUUAGAACCUUAUGCACCUGACAAAAAGACUAACAGACAUUCUGUAAUAGUUUAACUAGCACUAAACUUAAAUUAAGGGCUUUAAAAAUGCAAUUGAAGUAAGUCAAUUCACGAAAAGAUACGUAAGAGAUUUAAAUUUGAAACUAGGGAUUAAGCCUUUUCGUUUUCCAAUAACAAAAUCAUAAUCGUCAUAUAAAGGGCUGUUUAAAUAAUUUUUAAAACAAAUAAUAGUAUUAACAAGUCCUGUGUAAUAUAAAUGGAAAGUUCGAGAUAUGCCUAAAACAUUGUUUAGUCUCAAUUUUGAGAUAACUAUUUAGAAUGUGAUUAAUAGUUGUAAAUUGUAAGCAAUUAACUACAAGUAUUUAUUUUUAUAAUUUAAGUAUACUUAUCGCUUGAACCUUCAAUGAAACGCUUUAACUACCUUGAGUACUUUUGUACCUUGCGUACCUUUGUACCUUGUACCUGAAUCUUUAGUAAUUGCUGACACGGCAUACCUUUUAAUUUGGUCGUAUUACUCACUUUUAU